This is a messenger RNA of Aethina tumida (small hive beetle), 2787 nucleotides long. RefSeq names its product pyridoxal-dependent decarboxylase domain-containing protein 1. The transcript is spliced from 10 exons. Gene Ontology annotation, cellular component: intracellular membrane-bounded organelle. The record is from RefSeq and is a predicted model, not a curated record. Gene Ontology annotation, biological process: carboxylic acid metabolic process. Gene Ontology annotation, molecular function: pyridoxal phosphate binding; carbon-carbon lyase activity. Bases 78 to 2486 code for a protein of 802 amino acids. NCBI's taxonomy places the organism in Eukaryota, Metazoa, Arthropoda, Insecta, Coleoptera, Nitidulidae.
UUUCUUUACCUUCGUAUUGAUUGUUUAUUUCCAGUGUGUCGAGUAUAAUUAUUUAUUAUAAAAAUGCAGUUGCCACGAUGGCUACAACAAUCAUAGAUAAGUCAAGUUCGAAAAGCGAAAAAUCAGUAAAUGCGGACUUAACGACAUGUAACAUGGCUUCGUAUACUAAUAAAUUAUCGGAUAAGCCGCUACUAGGGGAGUUAGCAAUAGAAGCAUCUGAAAUAGUAAGCAGAUUAGAACAAGUAGCUGAGGGAGUUCCAGUAACGGAAAACGCAUUCACCGUUUUCCUGGGACUUGAAAAAAAACAUACUGAUGAAAUUCUUCACAUUAUCAAUGGACUGAUUAGUACUGAUGAUGAAGGGGUCCCGUAUUCUUUUCCGCCUUUGGGCAGUGUUGCAAAGCUGGUCAUGAUUUCACACACCUUGCAAGCUUAUUGCGGAGGUCUGGACAGAGCAAUUUUACAGAAAAUUAGCACCAGAUUCACCACUGACACAACUCGAUGGAUCAGUCAGAUCUUUGGUUUUUUGGAUUCAACUGCAUUUUACCAUGAGGAUCAGUUGGAAGGUUUAGUGAGAGUUUGUAGGAUGAUGUUGUAUUAUAAAUACCCGAGAUAUUUUGAAGAUGGAGCAUUAGCAUUUACAGAAUCACUUCCCACAAUAUAUAGUAGCGUAAUAAGUCCAUUAGGUAUUGUUCAGCAUCUCUGUAAACAACUGGGAUUGCCAUUGGCUUGUAUACGUCCUGUGCCUGUCAAUACACAUUUUGGUUCUCAAUAUACAAUGGACGUGGCACAAUUGCAAAAGAUGCUUGCCGAAGAUGUCGCCGUUGGCAGAACGCCGAUCGUAGUGAUUGCGGAUGUCGGUACUCCGAUCACUGGCCACGUGGAUAACAUUUCCAGAAUCAAAGAAUUGUGCAAGGUACACGACGUGUGGCUACACUUGCGCGGCCACACUUUAGCCGCCCUUGCCUUGCCUAACCACCAGCCAAAUGGACACAAUGGCUCUGUAGCUGACAGCAUGACCCUCUGCCUCAGCAGCUGGUUGGGCAUUCCAAGUUUGCCGAUGGUUACAUUGACUUGCAGGCAAUGGGAUGCGACACACAGCAGCGCCAAGUACAAGCAGGUAGGAGCGACGAGGGAGAGCACGUUACCCUUUCUGGCGGGACUCCAUAACGAUCACAGCGGUAGGAGAAUUCUCUCGAUGCCCCUGUGGGUUGCGUUUCAGAGUCUCGGCACAGAGGGCGUUCACUCCCGCAUUCGCGAUAACUUCCUUGCCAGUGAGCGGCUUUGGGCCGCCCUUAACGACUUCAGACAUCUUAGAGUUCUGAGUACCAAACCCGGUGGAGAAAGUGGAACUUAUACGGUAUCGGAAUUAAUGUCCAAGCCUGCAAAUAUACCAUUAUUAUUUGAAUCAACUUCUUCGUCGGUUGUCUUCCAAUAUACACCCGACUUGAAGGAAGGAGAGACGCUGACAAAAGUCCCAGCACACUAUGAUAAGCUCAACUCAUGGUUGGGACAGAUUCUUCAAAUUGAAGUGCCUCAGGUGCCAAUUAGUCUAUGCGAAGACGAAACUGUGGGCGUGGUGUUGCGAUAUUGUCCAUUUGAAAAUGCACUCGAUCGGCAACCCACUCCAGAGGAGAUCCAGACGUUCAUCCAAUGUCUUGAACAACAAUUGAUCAUAUUACGUGCCACCCUUCAUCACAAAGAAACUUUCGUCAAGCUGGUUGAAGAGUCGCCUGUCCUCCAACUUGUUGACCUGCCUGAUUGGGCAGGUAUGGGUGGAGUACGAUACGCCCCGGAAGGCUGGGAAGAGCUUUUGACUGUACAAGCGAAGGACGAGCUUAACCAUUUAAACAUGGCGCUGGUGGAUUCGUUGCGUUCAACUGAUGCAGCUUUCUCAUUGGGAGAAGAUGCCGACGGAUUAUUGUGCGUUCGUUUCGGCAUGUUGACACCUCAAUCGGACGUCGAAGAAUUGCUUAACUUGGUUAUUAAGGUUGGGCAGAGUGUUGAAGAGAACUCCAGAGUCUUGGACUCCAUGAGUGAGAUAGUUAGAAAAGGUAUUGAAACAGCUACACUCGAUUUGCAAAAAGAAAACGAAGAAAAACUGUGGCAAGAAGGUAUUUUGCGCCACGUCCCUGUAGUGGGCACUUUUGUAAACUGGUGGUCGCCGAAAACAAAGGAAACCGGUGUAAGAGGUCGCAGUCUGAAUCUUACACAGGGUGUUGUGGAAUCCACAGAGAAUAUAUAUAAGUAUCACAUGCAGAUUCAAAGCGGUACCGUCCCCCAAGGUGCUAAAAAUCCUCCUCCCACUCCACAAGUUCAAACACCAAUAGGAGGCAGUCAUUCCAGAUCCAGUAGCCAUGCUUCAAGUCAGGGCACGGCACCUUGUACUGUUAGUAUAAAAUUAGACAAUGAGAAGAAUAAUGUAGAAAAAGUUGCAAUAAACGCCAAGAAGGAGGCGACAGAUGUUUCCGUCAUUCAAAAGGACUGAGGAUUGAUUGUAUCGAGGCUGUUAAAUUUGUGACUUAAUUGUUUUAACACUAUAUGAAGUAUUUAAAGGCUUUUUAUUGUUAUGAUUGCAUUUUGUUAUGAUUUUAUUUAAUUCCAGAAGAAAAGUUUAAUACAUAAACCGAGUUUUAUUCUUUAUUUGUAGGUUCAUUAAGUUAUUUUUACAGUAUUCUAAUGUAUUAUAUAAUAUAAAUUCGAUAAUGCACAUAUUCUUGUUGUUUUCGGCAACGGUUUACCAAAGAAGCUUAAAAAGCUUGCAUUUGUAAUAAAUUUUAUCUUAUUAA